AUGAGCCGCGGUAUACGGUUCCUCUUCGAUCACAACCCUCACCAUGCCAAGGAUUUAGCCAAUUAUAACCCACCCACAGUUACCCGGAUCCUCCUGCCGCUUAGCUGGGCCUGUAUGCUUUUUGGUGCGUGGUAUCAGUACACAUUCCUAGAUAGACCUUACGAUACGGCCUGGCUACCAGCUCUGCACCGGAAAAAACCAGCCGAAUCCUCAGUCCAAUCAACCGUGCUGAUCGAUCAGGAUACUGAGAAGAAUGGGUUUGGUGAAAAAGUCCAAGCCGUCACCGGUCUCUCUGCGUCAUCACAAGAAGAAGAAGAACAAUCAUCAUCACCAUCUAACUACCACUAUGAGGAUCCGCCCUUCCCAGCCUCCCCUCAACCUCACGAAUUCGAAUCUCCAUCUCAAUCCGAACAGCGAUACACGACCGACUCGUAUGAUACUGGACUCAGUGCCAUACCUGAACUCACAGAGCAUAGCACCAGCGGCCGAGGAGGCAGUCGAAGUGGAAGCGGAAGCGGCCGGGGAAUCGGUCUUGCAUUCCCUCACUCCCACAGACAUCCCUCGAAUGCAACCUCCAACUCGAUACGUCGCAGUACUCGGUCGUCCGAAUUUCAAAUUGCUCCCGCUGCACUUCCCUCCACCUCUGAGGGUGCCGAUCCAUCCCAUAUAUCUGUAUCUCCGCCCCGUACUCUCCUGAGCGAGACGACCGUGUUUCCGGAUGAUUCAAUCAGCCAAACUACUCGUCAGAGACUUGGCUUGACGAUCUACAACAACUCCGGCUUGAUCGAAGAGGAAACUGAAGCAAUGCUCACCCUGGCCACAGAUGCGAUAAGCCCCGUCCGGGAAGAUCAAUCACCUGGCAAUAGUAUUUCUCAAACGAGUCCCAGUCCGCUCAUAGCGCAUCCACCCACACCGGGCUCGAGCGGUGUCUUGACCCGACUAGCACGUGCCUUUGGAGAAGACUCCACGUCAGGCAGCCGGCCAGAUCUACGGCGGACUCCCCAGACUGUCACUCGCGGGGAGGAGGCCAGCGAGGAACAGGCGCUUCAAUUCGAUGCCGAGCGCUGGGCCAGUCUUUCGGAUGGCCAGUCACCUUACGAACACACCGCCCGACUACGCCGAGACCUACAUUCCUGGACGAGUGAUGAGCCUACUUGA
This is a messenger RNA of Puccinia triticina, 1158 nucleotides long. RefSeq lists its product as uncharacterized. The record is from RefSeq and is a predicted model, not a curated record. NCBI's taxonomy places the organism in Eukaryota, Fungi, Basidiomycota, Pucciniomycetes, Pucciniales, Pucciniaceae. The transcript is spliced from 4 exons. The coding region runs from base 1 to 1158 and encodes 385 amino acids.